UGUUCACGUGAAUAAUGUUAUUUGGUCGGAUGGAUAUGUCUCAGCAUCCUCGUAAAGUAGUUCCUCUGAACGAGGAACUAAAGGGAGAUCACCUUGAGCCGCUUGGUCUCACUCUGUCAGCAGCCGCUGUAGUCUUCGCAUCACGACACUUAGACAAGGACUUCACUUGCUCCAAGAAACAUGCCCGGGUCAAAGUCUUCAGACAUGGGCUCUGCCUUCAUCCAGACCCAGCAGCUCAAUGCUGCCAUGGCUGACACCUUCUUGGAACAUAUGUGCCUACUUGACAUUGACUCUGAACCCACCACUGCACGCAACACAGGGAUCAUCUGCACCAUUGGACCAGCCUCUCGCUCUGUGGAAAUGCUGAAAGAGAUGAUCAAGUCUGGAAUGAACAUAGCUCGCAUGAACUUUUCCCAUGGUUCACAUGAAUACCACGCAGAGACCAUCAAGAACGUGCGUGAAGCCUGUGAGAGCUUCAUACCUGGAAGUAUCCAGUACAGACCCAUUGGAAUUGCUCUGGACACCAAGGGCCCUGAGAUCAGGACUGGUCUCAUCAAAGGAAGCGGCACUGCUGAAGUGGAGCUGAAGAAGGGUAACACAAUCAAGAUCACGUUAGAUGAUGCUUACCAGGAGAACUGCGGUGAAGAAAUCCUUUGGCUCGACUACAAGAACAUUACCAAAGUGGUGGAAAUUGGCAGCAAAAUCUACAUCGAUGAUGGACUUAUUUCCCUCCAAGUUAUGGAAAUUGGGUCUGAUUUCAUCAUGUGUGAGAUUGAAAAUGGUGGCACCUUGGGCAGUAAGAAGGGCGUGAAUCUUCCUGGUGCUGCUGUGGACCUGCCGGCCGUGUCAGAAAAAGACAUCAAAGACCUGCAGUUUGGUGUGGAGCAGGGUGUCGACAUGGUCUUCGCCUCCUUCAUUCGUAAAGCUGCAGAUGUGCAUGCUGUCCGACAGGUGCUGGGAGAGCGAGGCAAAAAUAUCAAGAUCAUUAGCAAGCUGGAGAACCAUGAAGGUGUUCGCAGGUUUGAUGAAAUCAUGGAGGCUAGCGAUGGCAUCAUGGUUGCUCGUGGUGACCUAGGCAUUGAGAUCCCCACUGAAAAGGUUUUCCUAGCUCAGAAGAUGAUGAUCGGUCGCUGCAACAGAGCUGGCAAGCCAAUAACAUGUGCCACUCAGAUGUUGGAGAGCAUGAUCAAGAAACCCAGACCCACCCGUGCUGAGGGCAGUGACGUGGCGAACGCCGUCUUGGAUGGAGCUGACUGCAUUAUGCUGAGUGGAGAGACGGCUAAGGGAGACUACCCUCUGGAGGCGGUGCGCACACAGCACAUGAUAGCACGAGAGGCCGAAGCAGCCACCUUCCACAGUCAGCUGUUCGAGGAGCUGCGGAGGCACACCCAGCUGACCAGAGACCCUUCAGAGGCGGUCGCAGUCGGGGCCGUGGAGUCGUCCUACAAGUGCUGCGCUAGUGCCAUCAUUACUCUCACCAAGACUGGGAGGUCCGCCCAUCUCAUCUCCAGAUACAGACCUCGUGCUCCCAUUCUUGCUGUGACACGUAACGCGCAGACGGCUCGCCAGGCCCACCUGUACCGUGGAAUCUUCCCCGUCCUCUACACCAAGCCUGCACAUGACGUGUGGGCGGAGGAUGUCGACAUGCGUGUCAACUUUGCCAUGGAAAUGGGCAAAGCCAGAGGCUUCUUCAAAGAGGGGGAUGUUGUCAUCGUCCUAACCGGCUGGCGUCCUGGCUCUGGUUACACCAACACCAUGCGUGUGAUCCUGGUGCCCUGAACCGAUAACACGACUACCCAGCUUUCUCCCUUCACCUUCAUCUAUCUUUCAUAACCCUCCUCCUCCUCCUCCUCCUCCCACACCUCACUCGUGCAUUCCUCCUUUCUCAUGUGACACCCGAGUGGACAGACCCAACUGUUAGACACGAUGCAAAGAAAUGAUAAGACCAUGGCCUCGCUGGCCCGACUUGUGUUAGGUGGGAGUGGAGUUUUGUUCCUUAACUAAAAUUGUUUCUCUCAGUCGAUGUGGCCUCAGAUAAAAACGACCUCCAGAAACUGCUGCACUCUUUCCCUUCUAAGUGGAUGCAUUCCUCGUCUGCGUGCAUGAGCAUUCUGAGCUUUUGUUUGGGUGGUGGGGGGCGGAGCCAGCUGACCAUAGCGGGUCACCUCGAGUGCAAUGACCGCUGAUUGAAUUCACUCCUCUUCCUAUGUAAAGCAAAAAGACUUGAUUCUGAAAUGAAAGCGCUUGGCGAGCUCACCACACCAUCCAAUCAGACGCUUCGUUGUGCCGUCUGUGUGUUCCUUAAUGCCAGCUUUGACUGUGUCACUGAUAAUGUUGCACUCCUGAUUAGCUACAGACACUGUUACAUUCAUUUUUACUUGACUUUUGUUUCAAAACACCCAAUUCUACUUAUAUUUUGUCUAAUAGAAAAAGUCAGUUUUGGGUGUUUUAGUCCAGAAUUUAAUAAAGUUACUGUUUUAUUAUAUUUGCCAUGAAAUCUUUCCAUUUCUUUGCAUUUGGAUUGUAUCAGUGUUGGUUGAAGACUGCUGAUAUGAUUGAGCACACUUCUUUUUUCCCUGUUGACUGAGACAAAACUCUAUCCUCACAAACUUAAUGAGUAGAUGUUUUUUUUUGUUGGUGACCCUUUGCAGAUGUCUUCGUGAGUCUAACAUGCUUCUGAUUGUAUUACUAAAUGUAAGAACUAAUAUGUAAGAGCUUAUUAUAUUUACGUGGUGUACUAAAUUGUUCCACAGACUGAAGUUCCAUCAAUAAAAGAGAUGAACACCCA
Molecule: messenger RNA, 2788 nt
Organism: Oryzias melastigma (Indian medaka)
Lineage: Eukaryota; Metazoa; Chordata; Actinopteri; Beloniformes; Adrianichthyidae
Gene: pkma
Product: pyruvate kinase M1/2a
Exons: 11
Coding region: 181-1779 (532 amino acids)
Biological process (GO): glycolytic process
Cellular component (GO): cytoplasm
Molecular function (GO): potassium ion binding; magnesium ion binding; pyruvate kinase activity
Source: RefSeq, a predicted model, not a curated record